CCUGAAAGACAGCAGACCCGCACCUUGUUUGACAGUCAGCUCCGCCCGUGCUCACGCGGCAAGGGACGAAUCCCGAGGCACCUGCAAAUUAGGCGGGAACUGAUGGAUGCCAAGGAAGCAGCCGCCCGGGGCGCUGCCAAGCCAGGCACAUGUAUCCCAGAAAUCCCAGCAAUCAGUCUCAGCUGAGCUGGAUUGCAUCACUCCUUCGCUGGUGCGGGGCUUCUUCCACCCUUGGCCGCUGUAAGCAGAACAACCAACCGCCGCCAUCAGUCGCGACCAUUGAACCCAACAGAGAACAAAGACGCUGCGACAGCCCCCCCGUCCAUACCACCAGACGGCAAUCACCACAUACCUUGGGCGCUCCAGCCCACCAUCUCUCUGAUUGCCCAGGGGAGGCUGCAGCCCCCGCUUCGUCCACCUGCAUCGCCAGCGCAGACACCACCACCCCAACCACACAAGCCCCAUCCCCAUGGAUCAACGAAGCCCUCCCGAGUUCAUCCUCGAGGCCUUUGCCGAUCCGUCGACUGUGCGAGAUGUCGUCCGCGGCAUCCUGCACACCAUCUUCUUCCAUCGCUUCUUCCCCUCGGUGCAGCCGCAGACCCGCGAGGUCUUGGACCUGACCCUCCCCCUGGUCGACGAUGUCGAGCUCGAGACCAUGAUCGACCAGCGCGCCGCCGCCCUCGCCCGCCAACUCGAUGCCGCCCAGUCGCACCAGCACCACCCCUCAGGUGGCGGCCGCGGUCAGAUCUCGGUCCAGUUCUUCGAGAAGAAGCGCCGCAAGACAUGGCUGGCCAUGCGCGGCGACGAGGAGGUCUGCUGGGAAUGGUGGACCGUCAAGGUCACGGUGGCCGAGCCCCGAACCGAGAGCGACCGCGCAAAGGUUCGCAAAGCCACCGAGGCCACCUUACUCACAACCACGACCAAGAUUAUAACCUUCGUCAACACGCACAAGGAUCACAUCCCGCCCAUAACCACGACCGAAUCGAACCCGUUCCCGUACCAGAUCACAGUCAAUCAGAAGGAGACAGGCUUCAGGAUGGGCAUGUAUUGAUUCAUGCAGAAAUCCCUACAUCCAGCGUCGUCGGCCAUGUCGUGGCCGACCCUGCCGAUGCAACCCAAUGCUACCACGUGGUGAGCAUGGCGUGGGCCCGGUCACUAUAAACAGGGCCACCACAUCGAGUUUGGCCCAGCAUCGGAGCACUAUCGCGGUUGCUUCAGUCGCGAGACUCGUAGUUGUCGACGUCAGCCACUCGGCCAAAGCACUCGAGAACAAAACCGUAUCAAAAGCCAUAACGCCAACAUUUUGGAAUCUUCCAUCCCUUUCUUACUAGGGAUGCUUAGUCCGGGCUCUAUUUGCCAACGCCAUUAACCACUGCGAUAUUGUGAAGAAGGCAACAAACCAUCGUCUGGUUGGUAUGGCCGAGAAGUACAUGAGAGGUUCCAAUGAAGAAGGGGCCGGGUCUCGAAUUCAUACAACUCUGCUGUCAAAGCUCUAGGUGGAAAGACGUCAUGGCAGCAAGGGGAGAAUCAGGGUUAAAUCAGUAGGCAUAUCGCUGCUGUUCAUUGUUCUAUUCACUCUCUCGUCGUCCAUACUUGGCGCAAAAAUUUAGGGUCAAAAAUCAAAUCGACUAAGCCACAAAACACAAAGUAGGCUCUCAAAUGACAUCCAUAC
Molecule: messenger RNA, 1672 nt
Organism: Gaeumannomyces tritici R3-111a-1
Lineage: Eukaryota; Fungi; Ascomycota; Sordariomycetes; Magnaporthales; Magnaporthaceae
Exons: 3
Coding region: 470-1051 (193 amino acids)
Biological process (GO): autophagosome assembly; autophagy
Cellular component (GO): phagophore assembly site
Source: RefSeq, a predicted model, not a curated record